AUAGGAAAAGCAUUAGCAGAGCGAGAUCAAAUUAUUAAAAUUUGAAACGAAAAGAGGGGCAACAAACGGCACGCCAUGUCCCAUAAGCCUUUUGAAAAAGCAGCCAAAAUAUUUCUUAUCAAAUAAUGAAAAAAGAAGAAGAAGAAAGAAAGUAGCAUGUGAAUGAUUUUACAAAGCAAUCCCUUUCUGAGUCUAUAUAACUUGGAGUUUGGAAUGCUCUUAGUUCAGUGAAGUAAAUUGUACCUAAACCCAAAACUCGAGGCUAAUGGAUCCUACACAGAUGAAGAAAAUUCAAGCCAUGAAAAGGUACAAGAGCCACCAGUUCCUGAACAAUUUGUAUGUAUAUUUUGUGAGUGCCUUAACUUGCAGUGUCUUCUGUUUUGUCACCUUCUGCAUGCCCUAUCUUUCUUCUCUUCUCCGCCUCUUUUUCUUCGUCCACAUCUCAAGUUUAGUACCAGUUCUGUUCAGCUCAAAGCUCCUGUUCAUCAUGGGCAACCUUAUAAUUUUUUUCCUUGUGGUAAACUCGAGAAUCCUUUCCUCGGAUCCCUCUUCAACCCCUGUUGUUUACUAUGAUGAGUACAUUCGGAGCAGUCAAACCCCAAAACCUCUUGUUGCAACUGUUGAGGUCAAACGAGGUAAAACUUUGGAGAAACAUGUUGUCGGGGAAAUUUUGGACAUCGACAGUGUGGACUUCAAGUGCAAAGGGAGGGUUGAGAAAGGCACUGAAACAUUCAAAGAAGACGACGACAUAGAUGCAGGAGAUGAACAACGUUUGAUUCCUUCGUGUUCCGAUGAAUUGAACAAAAGGGCUGAUGAUUUUAUUGCGAGAGUCAAUAGGCAGAGAAGGCUUGAACUUAGCCUUCUGAAUUAUGGUGGUAGUUACUAAGUAUAUGGUGUUGUAUAGUGCAAGAAAAUCUUAGUUCUCAACUAGAUUAUUUUCCUCCAAAUUUAAUUGAGAAUAUUAUAAAGUAUAUGUGUUACAGCA
Vigna angularis (adzuki bean) is the source of this 985-nucleotide messenger RNA. RefSeq lists its product as uncharacterized. The transcript has a single exon. NCBI's taxonomy places the organism in Eukaryota, Viridiplantae, Streptophyta, Magnoliopsida, Fabales, Fabaceae. Bases 266 to 886 code for a protein of 206 amino acids. The record is from RefSeq and is a predicted model, not a curated record.